Molecule: messenger RNA, 1062 nt
Organism: Camelina sativa (false flax)
Lineage: Eukaryota; Viridiplantae; Streptophyta; Magnoliopsida; Brassicales; Brassicaceae
Source: RefSeq, a predicted model, not a curated record
AUGUUUUACUUCCUGGUUGCCUUAACAGCAGUUUUGGCCGCCACUAUCGCAAACGCACAACCUGUUCUCGACACCGAUGGAGACAUCAUAUUUGACGGAAGUUACUAUGUUCUUCCCGUCAUCCGCGGCCAGGGGGGCGGCCUGACUCUCGCCGGCCGUGGUGAUCAGCCAUGUCCUCUCGACAUCGUGCAGGAAUCAUCCGAGGUUGACGAGGGCAUUCCCGUAAAAUUCUCAAACUGGAGGUCUAAAGUUGGUACUGGUCACAUUAACUCAUAUUUUUCGCAUACAUUUGCAUUUAGAUCAAAUACAAAACUACAAAAGACCCAGAAAAGCAUGAAUACAAUGUUUUACUUCCUGGUUGCCUUAACAGCAGUUUUGGCCGCCACUAUCGCAAACGCACAACCUGUUCUCGACACCGAUGGAGACAUCAUAUUUGACGGAAGUUACUAUGUUCUUCCCGUCAUCCGCGGCCAGGGGGGCGGCCUGACUCUCGCCGGCCGUGGUGAUCAGCCAUGUCCUCUCGACAUCGUGCAGGAAUCAUCCGAGGUUGACGAGGGCAUUCCCGUAAAAUUCUCAAACUGGAGGUCUAAAGUUGGGUUCGUCCCCGAAUCCGAGAACCUCAACAUCGAGACGGAAGUCGCAGCCACGAUAUGCGUCCAGUUAGCCUACUGGUGGGUUGAUGAGAAUGCGAAGUUUCGCGUGACGGCUGGACCGAAGCCAGACGAACUCGUAAAAGAGUCGUACCUGAGUUUCUUCCAGAUCCAGAAUGUUUACGACCAUUUUUACCAGUUUGCUUUCUGUCCUACUGGUCCUAAAAGUUGCUCCGAUGUCGGGGUAUUUGUGGAUGAAAAUGGCGUUCGACGUUUGGUUUUAACCAAGAGGAGUGACAAUACGCCAUUCUUGGUUAUGUUCAAGAAAGCAAAUGUGCCAGAGAACUCGUCCAAGACUAUGUCUAUUAUCUGAGAGAAAAGAUUACUAAAUGAAAGACAAUAAUAACAGUCAUAACUUUAUGAGACUGCUAAUAAAAAAAACUCUCAAUAUGUCACUACAACAAAUAUGUAC